Molecule: messenger RNA, 645 nt
Organism: Colletes gigas
Lineage: Eukaryota; Metazoa; Arthropoda; Insecta; Hymenoptera; Colletidae
Product: zinc finger protein 512B-like
Exons: 4
Coding region: 1-645 (214 amino acids)
Source: RefSeq, a predicted model, not a curated record
AUGCCGGGUGAAAAGUGUCUGUCGGUGCUCGUAGCGAGCUUGAUCGCAAGAUCUGCGUUGGCCGAGAUCGAAGUUGGCGAUUAUGGAGGCUGGCAAGGAGUCUCCGGGGGCGGAGGUUACGGUGGGGGACACGGCGUGGAAUUAGGACACUUGUCGGGAGGCAUCCACGAUGGCCUGUCUAGUUAUGGUUCCUACGGCUACGGGGGCGGUGGAUUUGACCACGGAUUGCACGGGGGACACGUCCAACACCAUUACGCCCCCGCUGUGCCUGUCAGCGAGCACGUCGAAAUCACCAAGCCCGUGCCGAUUCCUGUAAUCAAAAACAUCGGAGUACCGGUAGCUCAACCGGUAGCGAUACCAGUGCCCCAUCCGGUGGCGGUGGGCGUCCCGCAACCGUAUCCAGUUCACGUGCCCGUCGCGAAGCCGAUCGCGAUCCCCGUGGUAAAGACCAUCGCGGUCCCCGUCGAGAAGAAGGUACCGUUUCCCGUGGAGAAGGUGAUACCGGUCCCGGUGGAGAAACCCGUGCCCAUUCAAAUCGAGAAGCACAUCCCGGUGCCUGUGGAAAAACCCUAUCCGAUUCACAUCCCCGUCUACAAGCACGUGUUCCAUCGGGUGAGGUCCCACGGGCACGGAUGGAGCCACUAA